Messenger RNA from Pistacia vera, 636 nucleotides. RefSeq names its product NAC domain-containing protein 71-like. Lineage: Eukaryota; Viridiplantae; Streptophyta; Magnoliopsida; Sapindales; Anacardiaceae. The transcript has 2 exons. The record is from RefSeq and is a predicted model, not a curated record. Gene Ontology annotation, biological process: regulation of DNA-templated transcription; system development. Bases 1 to 636 code for a protein of 211 amino acids. Gene Ontology annotation, molecular function: DNA binding.
AUGGUUAGUUCUAGUUUUCUUCCUCCUGGGUAUAAUUUUUGCCCAACUGAUGGUGAUCUUAUUGGUCAUGACUUACACAACAAGGUUUUUGGUUUACCAUUGUCCAGUGAUAUUGUCAAAGAUUGCGAUCUUUAUGGAAGUCGAGAACCUUGGGAAAUUCGGGAGUUCUACAGAGGAGAGAAGGGAGAGGAUCUUUACAUUUUCACUCCAUUGAAGAAAAAAUCCAGUAAGCGCAAAAGAAUUUGCAGGAAAGUUGGUUGGGGUGCUUGGCAGGGUGAAGACGUUGCCCAAGAAAUUCAAGAUAACAGGGUUACUGGGCAUAAGAAAGAUUUCGAGGCACUUUUUCCUGGUCUUAGUACUGAUAAUGAGUCUGCGAACCUUGGUGAUCUAUUUCCUCUAGAUGAACAAGUACAAUCCGCAUACUCAGAGAAAUUGAGUUUUUCGAUAGAAACUUAUGCUUCAAUUGACGAUGAGUUUUCCUUUCAUCAAGGUCAAGAGUUCUUCAGUUCGGUGUUUCAAUUAUUAUCGGAGCCUUCAAGUGAUUAUGAUUUCCAGAUUUACUCUUCUUAUGCAAAUGAGGUAACAGAAACUGAAACAACUUCCAAUUGUUUAUCGUUAGCAUCAGUCUACUGGUGA